AUGUCUGAAGAAAUACCAGAAGGUGAUUUUGAGAGAGGAAAAAGGGUUUUUAAACUGCGGUGUGCACAUUGCCAUGUAGCAGAAUCUCCGGUCAACAGACUUGGUCCGCAUCUCUACGGCAUUGUUGGGAGAAAAGCAGGGUCUGUUGACUAUUAUCCGUAUACGGCAGCAAACAAGAAUAAGGGUGUUGUUUGGACUCGUGACACGCUGUUUGAGUACCUCAAAAAUCCCAGAAGUUUUAUACCGGGUACAAGCAUGAUAUUUAGAGGAAUUAGACGGGCUGAAGAUCGAGCAGAUGUGAUUAAAUAUUUGGAAGAAAUACCGACAAAGAAAAUUGCUGAAUAA
Enterobius vermicularis (human pinworm) is the source of this 345-nucleotide messenger RNA. Lineage: Eukaryota; Metazoa; Nematoda; Chromadorea; Rhabditida; Oxyuridae. The record is from the annotation of a GenBank genome assembly.